Symbiodinium sp. CCMP2456 is the source of this 1263-nucleotide messenger RNA. The record is from the annotation of a GenBank genome assembly. Lineage: Eukaryota; Dinophyceae; Suessiales; Symbiodiniaceae.
AUGCAGGCGGCUGAGCCUGCGCAGUUCCGGAGGGCGAGCUUGGAAGCACUGAGCUGCAAAUCCGUACGGAGGGUCUUCUACGGGAUGUUCCGGCAGCCACCUUAUUCCCGCCCGACUGGGAAAACGAAGGCUGACAUCCAGGAAUACCUUCUGCGUGAGUACGCUUCCCUUGGCCGGCCAUGUGCUGGGAAGACCGUGGCAGAGGUCCUUGACCAGACGGAAGUUCUCCUGUCCGCGUCAUUGGAGUUUUCCGUUCAUGAAACGGAGGAAGGCAAGCAGUACAUCACUUGCGACAACCAGAGCAGCUGGUUGCCCGCAGGCAAGAACAAGUUUCAGACAACCGUCUUCAGGGACUCCCAGAAGAUUCCGUACAUCACCAAUGGCACCGAAUCCUUCUACUGUGUCAAGUUUUUCAGUGCCCCUGAUCCUAGCACCGCACUUGUUCCUGCAGGCACCAACCCCAUCCCCUUGCCACACGCUCCACCCCCUCCAGCGGCCCGAACCAUGUUUGUGGAUGCCCCGACAGCGACAUUGCCAGGAAUGGCGCCGGCCACGACCAGCGUUCCUCCCCCACCGCGGGGACCAGCCCCAAUCGCCGAGCCAACGCCCAACGAUAAGGUAGAGGUUGCUCCACCUGAGUCUUCCGGCUCUGACAGCGACAGCGAGGGCGAGGUGGCUGGCUAUGUCCUGAAGCAGAUCGCCGGAACUCCGAACUUUCAAGUCGUGAACAAGGGGUCGGGUGAGGUUGCGCCGCUGCAGGAGGGCAUUCAGGAUUGGACAUUGGAGGUGUGCAAGAAGGGGAAGCACAAGGACGAGGUGUUCGCGGGCAGUCCAUCAACCCCCAAGGCAACGUGCUGGCUGAGCAAGCUGACUUGGGCACGUCCGCAGGCCCCACCGGCGCAGGUAUUGCAGGAUGGUAAUCCCUCCAUGGAAGAAUGGAGGAAGUCUAUGCAGGCACAGGUGGCUCGUGAAACAGCCGAAGCCCUGGAAAAGUUCCGUCGGGAACAGACGGCACAGAUCCAGCAGGAGAUGGUUGAGCGCGAAAAGCAGGCCGCUGCUUCCAAGAUCGAGCCAGGCAACAAGACUGAGGCCGAGAGGCUUCGCGUCGAGCAGAACAAGAAGGAUGAGAUGGAGAGGCUUCGGAAGGAAGCCGCUGAGAAGCUCGAGCACGACAAGAAGGACGAGAUGGAGAGGCUUCGGAAGGAAGCCGCUGAGAAGCUCGAGCACGACAAGAAGGACGAGACCGAGAGGCUUCGGAAGUAA